This is a messenger RNA of Drosophila ananassae, 8843 nucleotides long. RefSeq names its product trichohyalin. The coding region runs from base 514 to 8139 and encodes 2541 amino acids. The transcript has 9 exons. The record is from RefSeq and is a predicted model, not a curated record. NCBI's taxonomy places the organism in Eukaryota, Metazoa, Arthropoda, Insecta, Diptera, Drosophilidae.
GUCGGCAUUAGUCGGCAAACGAUCGACGAUCGACGACAUCGACAAACGACGACUAAAAAAAACGACGACGUCGCAUGGACUGCGAUUCUGCGGACUCCGUGCGCGAUUUUCAUUCAGUUUUCACUUAACUUCCCGCUCAGUUCUAAACUCACCCAUACACCUGUGCCAUCCGCUAUAUAGUUUCGACAUCCCAACCUCUGUACUGAGCCUCCAUAUCGGGGGGCAGAGACACUCCGAACUGCCCGGCAAUCGGGGCGGCAGUCAGUCAGUCAGUCCAGCGGAGAAGCUCGCUGGGAACUCAUCAUUACCCUUCGUAAUAAUCGUAAAUGUCAGUUACUGGACUGGUCGCUGUCGCGUCGCCGUCACGUAAUGCCCAUUCAAUUUAAUUUCAUAAUUAAUAAUUUUUUGGAAAUCUACGAAAGUGUUUAGAACGGAAAAAUUGUCGCCAGUUUUUCUCUGAUUUUCUUUCGGCAACCAAAAAGUAAAUCUCGUUGAGGAGCCACCACCACAAAAAUGGAGUCCAACAAACGCUCGAAAAAAGGACGCAAAUCGCGUGCAGGACCCGCUGACAACACUCAGAACGAACAGCAUCAUCCCUGGGACGAAGGGCAAGCACAGAGAGCAAUUCCCAGCACGGGUACAGCACUGACCCGAUUCCUGACCUGCAUGGCACCUGUGAUUGUGUCGCUACCAGGUGCUGGAACUGGCCCCACCACUGAACAGCCGACCAUACUCCUGAUCAACGGCAUAGCCAGCGACUCCCAGAUCGAGGACAGGCAGGAGAAGGCCGCCGCCUUGAAGCUAGCCCUCGACAAUAACCAUAUCGAAGCCCCUUUAGCCACAGUGCCCACUACACCGGGUGGCUCUCAUCUGCUCGACUUUGAAUCGCAUCUCAUCGAGAGCAUCGACGCCCACGAGACUACAGCCGGCGGCGUCGGCAUCAAGGAACUCCCGCCCAUCGAACAGGAACUGCAACAGGGCACCUCCAAGCUCGGCACCGACGAUGCAGAGCCCGUGAUCGAAGUAGAACCGGCUGGCUCGAAAACCCUACAGCCCAUUGAAGUCAUCCCACCGAGCCAUCAGAUCGCCGAGGUUGACGAAACGGCUAAUCCUCCAGAGCAACCCGACGAACAGGAAGUCCGUCGCACCGCCGAGCAGUUGGUGGAUGAAAUCGAGCGCGAGCUGAUUCAGGCUCUGAGUCGGGAUGUAGACCAGGCCCAGAAGGAGCACCAGGACCAGAUCCAGCGCGAUCGCCAGGAGCUUGGCUCACUCUCCCAGCAGGUGGAGGUGCAGCUGAACGAGCUGACCAGUAUCCUCAAGAACAAACCCCAGGCGGAGAUCGUAUUGGAGCUGCCCGAGGAGGACUCCAAGCAGGAUCAGCCGACCAAGAAGCCCCUGGUAGCCGCUUCCCAGGAACUGAAGCUGGUGGAGGUUCCCACUCCAAAAACCGAGGCCGAGGUGCAACAACGCAAGGAGUUCAUCGACUCGCUGCCCCAGAUCGAGCAGAAUCGCCUCCAGGACGGAUCGGAAGGAGAGACGGAUGCCCAGCGACUCUCGGCGGACUGUAAGCGAGAGUACUACCAGUCGCUGAAGAAGUACCUGCUCCAGAGCAGCCAGGACAGGCCGCCUGUGCCGCUCCAGACUUAUCGCUGGGAGGAUCUGCGUCGAGCCAAAGAACGGGGCGGCUAUCCGUGGACACAUCUGUACAAACGCCCAUUGGGACCCGACGAGCAGCCGGAAAUAGUGCUGCUCCUGCGAAAGUCCCAGGAACUGCGUUUCAGAUCUGAGUCACCCAAGUCCCUAAAGAAAGUUCGCUACGACGAGCAGGUGCUGGUUAAGGAGACCGAACGAUAUAUCCAGGACUUGUCGGAGGACGAGGCCGUAGCCACCACCACUGACGACGACAGCAGCAGCGAAUCCUCUGAUUCGGAGACUGAAUCCGAACGCGAUCGCAACAACGAGGACGCUCUGAGUGAGUGCAUCUCCUGUGUGUCGGACUCAGUCCUAGCUGUCGGAGGUCACGCCAGGCCACGCAAGACCAAUCGCUUGGCCCACAUCCGUGACCUUAUCCGACGCCGGCGCAGUGGUCGCACCCACGAGGACGCCCAGUCUCUGCCCGGCAACUCGGCGAAUCCCAGCCGGCAGAGUAGCCUGCACGAGCUAGCUCCCCCGCCGGGAUCUCUGAUCCCCAACACAGACAAGCCACCGAAGAGCAGCAAGCCCAAGACAGGAUUCGACAUCAUGAAGAAGCUAAAGAGCUUGGCCGAGCGCCAGAAGAAGCGUCUGAACAUUAAGAGGAUCACCCUGAAGAAGGACGAGAAGAUCGUCCUGGGAGAGCAACAGAAGAUCAUGCGACUGAAGGCUUCGCCCAAGUCGGAUCGCGGUGAGAUUCCGCACUUCAUCGAGAAGCAGGACUCGGACGAGAUCCUGGAGCUGGUGGAGUACGAUGAGUCGCCCUGCCGGAAGCGCACCAAAGAGGAGUUGCUGGAGGAUCAGCCGAGUGGCAGUGUCCCUCAGCCUGAGGAAAUCAUUGAGCUCCCGGUGGUCAAGACUGAACUGGAGGCUCCCACCCUGGAGAUCACUGAGCCCGCUGAGGAAAAAACUGAAGAACCGGAGAAGGUGGAGCAGCCAGAAGCUGAAGUCGAGGAUUCAGCUGAUCCGCCAAAGAAAACUCCACGAGUUCGUAAGGAACAUGUCUACGAGGAGAUUGGUCAGGCUGGUGUUCAUGUAGAGCAGCCCAUUUUGGAACUGGAAAGCCUCAAGAAAUCCCUGACUCGUCAAGACAAUCUCGCCAUCGACGACAUCGAGUCGGCCAAGGCUGUGCCUUUGGAUCGGAUGGGCAGCAGUGAGGAGGAGCAGGUGACCGCUGGCAAGCCGGGCGCCCUGCUGGCCCCCAUCUCCUCCAUAGACUCCACAUCCUCGGACGAGGAGCGGGCCCGCCAGGCUCAGCUCUCACCCGUAACGGAAGAGGAGACUGAGGAACCCGCUGCAGAGGAGGAACCACCACGUCCUGCCUUGAAAAAGGAGGCUUCUCCAGCCCCCUCGGACAAAAAAGUGACCUUCUCCCAUGUGGAAGAUGAGGCGGAACCGCAUCGUGAGGACGUUGAACUGCCGGAGGAUGUCCUGGAGGCGGCCGCCAAUGCAGCCAAGUCUAAGAAUGAAAGUGAUCAUGAAUACGAGCCCGUGGGCUCCUCGCCAGCGCCCAGCCCCCCAGUCGAACCCAUGGACAUCGACAGCGCCCUGAGUUCGGGUGGCACCACACCCCGCACCGAAUCUCGCACCGACUACGAAAUCCACACCAGCCAGGUGGACUCCAGCGCCCUGGAGGAGCUGCCCCUGCAGCCGGAGAACCGUCGCAAAGGAUUCAUGGCCUCGGCCCAGGAUCGCACCCGUAAGAUGCAGGAUGGCAUCCGCCAGCAGGCCGGAAAACUGCGCACCCGGCUGCAAACGAAACCAAAACCCAAGCCCGUUUCCGGUAGUCCCAAGGUCAAGGCCAAGGAGAGGAGGCGCUUCAAGGCCCCUGAGUUCUCCAAGAUCAAGAUGCCCGAGAUUAAGCGACCGGACAUGUCCAAGUUGAAGGACAUAAAGCGUCCGGAGUUCACAAAGUUCAGUAAGCCGGAUAUGUCCAAGUUCAAACUGCCGGAGAAGUUCUCCACCUUGAAAUUGCGACGCAGCAAGAGUUUCAAGGAGAACGAGGGUGAACUCCCGGUGGAGGAAUCACCCGAGGGCACCGGAACCCCUGCAUCCCCUAGUCAGGCCGCCCAGCCGGCGGCCCCAAAGAAAAAGUUCGAAUUCAACUUCGGCACCUAUCCGAGGGCAUUCAGGAAGAAGAAGGAGGAACCUGCUCCGCCGGUCAUGGAAUCUUCGCUGGGCACUGAAGGUCUAAGCCUCAGUGUGAUUCCCAGCACGGAGACCCAGCCUUCUCAGACUUCCACCAGUUCGCCGCAGGGAGAUCGUGGACCAGGACCAGUGAGAUCCCGCUGGGCGGACAAGUUCUCCGACGUGAGCUACAACGAUAGCGAGGGAUCUCGCUAUCGGCGAUACGGAAGCGAGCUGGAAUCCUAUGACCGGGAGUCCUCGCUGGAGCGGCGCAUGAAGGAAGACCUGGAGGGCACGGAGGACACGGCCAGUGAGCCCCAGCCCCAGCCCGAGAUGGGUAUCCUUGGAGGCGUGGCGGACAGCAAGCAGUUUGCCGAGUUCGAUGAGGAGAACCGUGCCAUCCACGAGAUCUCCAGCAAGAGAUCCCGGGAGUUCAAGCGGCGGCCCAUGGUGCACCAGGAUUCUGAUCUGCGUUCCGAGGACAGCCGUGAUGCGGAAGGAUGGACAGAAAAGGACAUCCAGAAGAAUAAGCUUCUUCGGAAAGCCGAGCUGGAGGCAGAAGCUGGCUUCUACAAGUUCCACGACCUGCAGGAUGCUCAAUCUACGGCUAGUUCAGGCAAAAAGGUGGUCAUGGAGACCAUUGACGACGAUGAGUUCUUCCUGCGCAAGCGCGGCAUCUCCGAGGACAACAUCCAGCUGCGGCAGUACAUCAGCGAGGCCAUCCGUGAGGGCUACGACAUGCCCAAUGCCCUCAAACACGUAGGAUACUCUGCGGAGCAGGUUCCGGCGGAGUACGGGGACUACGACGUGCCCCCCGCCAAACCCCGCCGCUUGCACAGGAACUACCAGCCGGAUUUCGAUUCCCAGGAGUUUGAUGACCUGUCCAUGUCCCAGAAUGGCAGCGACUUUGUGCCGAAGAGACCCCUGAGGAAGGCCAGGAGCCGCAGCAAGUACUCCAUCGAAGGCAGCCAGGAGCUGCCGAUAGCGGAUGGAGGUAGUAGCAUCCAGUACUUCGAAGACGAUGAGGAGUACCUGCGACCACCGCCCCGGGAAACAGAGCAGGCCCUCAACAACCUCGACCUGGAAGUGGAACGAAAGCAGCAACUGGCGGAGGAGCAGGACCUGGAGCCACCGCUACCACGUCCACAGGCUCCCAGACGCCAGAAGAAACGCACAAGGGACGACGUUUCCGUGGACAAGGACGCAGACUCCUUCAUCAAUGGCUUCGGUGGCAGAUCAGUAUCGAAUACCUUUUUGCAGCCACAGGAAGAUGUAAUUGUUUAUCGCACUGAGCACGAAUAUCGCCACGUACCGCUAGCCACGCCGGACACCUUCACGGACGGAACAUCGGCCCGCACCCAGCGCUCCGAGGACGAGCGCACGUCUCGCGGUGCCGACUCCUUCAUCCUGGACACGAAGACUAAGUCGGAGGAGGACAACGAGGAUGGAGUGCAACGCUCAAAGAGUGACGAAAGGUUCGUCAUCGAAAUGCUGGAGAGUGACGGCUAUGCGGUGGUGCGCAAGGAGCUGCCCAAACCGACUCCCCCGGCCCGCCGGAAGAAGUUCAGCCGGCUGCCGGGCGAGAGAUUCGCCACGCUGCCGAGCAUCCGCGGCUCUAGGGGAUCACCGCCCCCAGCUCGUCCGCCGCCGCCGGAGAAGUACGUGCCCACACAGGACUCGCCCGCCUUAAGUCUGGACGAGAUUCCCGCCAUGAUCAAGUCGAACUACGAGAAGGAGCACAAGCAGCUGCCGCAGGAGGAGGAGGAUGACUACGAGGAGCCGGGUCGCAGUAAUCUGCAAUCGGGCGAGGUCAUCAAUAAGAUGAAGUUCCGCCCGCUGCCGCCGCCACCGCGUCCCCCGAGGGAGAAACGGUCUGGCCGGGCCGGUAGCCAGACCCUGGAGAGCUACGAGGAUAGCGAGCACAUUGCCAGCUCCAGCCAGGCGGAUAGCUACGACCAGGGGGAAUUUGAGGUGGAGGUGUCUACCCAAACGGAUCCGCUGCCGGAUGACUUUGUGUGCGAGGAGUUCGAGAUCACCGAGGACAUGAAGAUCAUUGAGCCGCGUGUUGGAGGAGCUGGCAAGACCUUGGAGGACAUGCUACGCAGCGUGGAAGCCUCCCAGGCACAGGACGAGGUGGAUGGGCCGAAGGUUCUCUCGGAGGAUGAACAGCUGGCCAAGGGCUUGCAGCGUUUCCGGGAUGCCAACCAGCGCAGCAUGUCCGAGCGCUCGAGAGCAUCCUCUCAAGCUGAUCGUUCCAAGUCGUUGAGUCGCCCGCAGACGCCUUCGUCGGCUGUGAUCAUUGAGCGGCGAGUGCCCACUCCCAGUCUGGAACAGGAUGAUCCGGCUACCGUUCAAGCAUCCCUGAUUGUUCGACCCAUCAGUGCCGCCGAUCUAGAGGAUGAGGAACUGCGUCGGGAGGAGGAGGAACUGCGCCGCGAAGGUCUACUCUCUGACAGCUCGGUCCAAAGCAAGUCCGAUGUGGAGGAGGAGUUAGAGCAUGGUGAUGUGGGCUUGCGCGACUAUGCGGCCAGCUCGGCGGAUCUGGAUGCGGCGGUGGAGCAACUGCAGCAGGCGCAGCUGGAGAGUGACUAUGAUAGCAGGUUGGAAGAUGAUGAGGUGGAACGCACACUCCGUGACAGUGAAUACGAGGAGGAAAAGUAUUCCGACCGUGAGAAGUACUCUGAACAGGAAGAGUUGGAUGAGGAGGAGCAAAUAACCGAGUUGGAGAAGCAGCUGAGAGAGCAGGAAUUGGAAGAAGCUCUGGAAAAGGAGCUGCAGGAAGCCAUGGAAAAGGAAUUGUCCGAUUACAGGCAAAAGGAAAAGGAGCAGGACCAGCAACACGAGCAGACCUUCUCGGAAGAGGAGCCAGUGGCUUCGGAAAUAGACUAUCACCCAUCCGAAGAGGAGCCAGUGGCCUCGGAAAAGGACUAUCGUCCAUCCGAAGAGGAGCCAGUGGCCUCGGAAAAAGACUAUCAACCCUCAGAAGAGGAGCCUGCGGCCUCCAAGAUCGAUUACCGGCCCUCCGAAGAUGAGCAAGCAGUCUCAGAAGGAGAGCAACCGCUCUCCGAAAAGGAGUAUCCCAUUUCUGAUACAGAGCCACUUCAAUCGGAACCCGAAAUCCCCGUAGAAGAAGCCCCCAUUGUCAAAUCCACCGCCAUUGAACCCACCGAAGCCGAAGUCGAGCUCAAAUUCGUGGCUACCUUACCCACUGAACCCGCCUAUGAAGAAGAGUUACUGGAGCCCGAAGCUGCCCCACUGCCACCGCCACGCCGCCGAUCCACCACCGCCCUGGAAGCCGCUCUAGCCACAAGUCUGACUAUUGCCGAGCAGUCCAGCCGGGAGCUCACGCCUGUGCAAUCUCUGCAGCAAUCCCCGCCAGAACCACAAUUGCCCAGCCGUCUGGCUGAACUGGAAGUGGAGCGUCUCAGAGUCCAUGCCCUGCAGGCUGGUCAGAUUCAAGUAUCCCAGCUCCAUGGCGCACAAAUUAAAGCCGACGAACUGGAAUGUAAGUCUGGACAGCUGGUGGUUCAAAACAUCGAACUCCCGCCUGGAUUCAUUGAUGACAUUGUCGAGCGAGUGCAGCGAGAACAGAAACCUUCGCUGCUAACAACAGAAACCCAGACCAGCCGGCAGCCCAGCAGCGAACCGUCCGAGAAGGAACAGCCCGUGAAACCCCCGCGUCACAGCAAGGCAACAGAGCAGCAGCCACAUCAGCAGGCACCGGUUGCCUCCACCUCCACCUCCAAUCUCGACGAGCAGACGCAGACAGAGGCGGGCUUGCUGCCACCAGCGGCUUAUCCUAGUGUGGAGUACCUCCAGUCCCUGGCCCCAUUGGCUUUCUACAAUCUGCAGCGCAGCGCCGAGGCGGAAGCCACAUCGGCUGCGGAUAGGAAGGCACCACACAAGUGCCGACGUCGCCAUGUCCAGGAACAGCACACAGAGCAGGAAUCCGGGUCCGAGAUAGAAGAUCAAGUGGUAGAACGACCACGCUCCAGGUCUCGCAGAUCACGUACCAGGAGCGCCACUCAGCCGCCAGAGGAGGAGUACGAUGAGGAUCAGCCCAAAACGGUGGUCCAAGCCGGUCGGCAGUUCAUCUCCGCCUGCAGCCUGGAGCUGGUUAACAUCAUAAAUCAACUGACCCAUGUCGUCCGGGGAGAGGCCGUGGAGCCGCAGCAGCAGCCGCGGAACAUAUCGGCCCUGAUGGUGCUUUUCAUUCUGAUAACAUUUGGGGUUCUGGUCUUCCUGCUAACCGGUCGACAGGUGCACACACAUCAUUGGGACUACUUUAAUCCACCGGGGAACGAGGGUAGGCAGACGUGAGACGUAAUUAGCUAGGGAGGGGAACAGAUCCCUAUCUGGGCGGUUUUGCAUUUUGGAUCGAAUCUCGCAUCGAAUCUCGAGAGAAGAAACGAAUUUAAAUGCGGCCAUGUGGUGGUCGCUCGAAACUUGAAGGCCUUAAAAAUGAUACAUACUAACGCGAAUUACUUUAGGGGGAGGUGCGCACGAGGGGCGUGGCCCGUGCUACUAGUCAAUGGAAACAAUCGAAGCCAUAAGAAUCCCAGACAUCUACUAACAACCCAAAAAAUAUAUAAGGGAACAUUUUUCAACGAUAUAUCGUAUAGGAGAUCUAAAAACAAAACGGAAGCACUUGGAGCAACAACCAUGUAUUAAUUAUGUACUUAACUAAUGUACUCAUAGUACAGAUUUUUUUUAGACGCCGCUCGAGAGUUUGUUUCAAGAAGGAGCGAGGACUAAUCCACACAAAAACUUACUUUGUUUGCUCAUUUUUCUACAAGAUUAUUAAAAAGGGAAGGCGAGAGAUUCAAUUGUUGAACAAAUUGUUGUUUAAUUUAGACCAAGAAAAAACUUAGCAACUAAUAUUAAAAGCAUACACUCUUUUUCAUUGAAUUCAUUUGAACGUUAUAAAUUGAAAAAUGCGGAUACUUAGCCAGAACGUGAACAUAUAUACAUAAAUAUAUAGAGAAGCGUAUUUUCAAUAAAGCAAAAUGAUAUAAAAUAAUAAA